AUGGCAGCUCGGAAGCUCUUCGCCGAAGCCGUAAAGGGCUACAGAUGGUAUCAUGCAGCCGGUGCAGUGGCGACCGUCGGCGCUGUUCAGGGCAUCACCUUAUGGGGUAUGUCGAGGACAUACCAUUGGUUUUUCGCCAAGGAGGAGGAGCGUGCGAACCGUUUCAUCCAGAAGUACGGCCGACCGACAGAAUCGCAGCGCAUGGAUGUUUACACUUGGAUGGCGCCAAGCUACGACGAGGGAGUGCAACCUCUGGAGAAGGGAAUCGCCAACAAGUUCCGGCUGGAGCUUCUGCGGCCGAACUCGCUGAAGGGUGAGGUGCUGGAAGUUGCAGUGGGCACCGGCCGCUGCUUCGAAGCGCUGGAGCAGUCCAAGGAGGUCCGAGGCUACGUGGGCGUUGACCUCAAUGAGGCCAUGCUUUCGGUGGCCCGAGAGAAGUUGUCGGACCGGCCAUACGAAGCUCGCGUGCUGCGGGCCGAUGGCCAUAAGCUGCCCUUCUCGGACAACUCGUUUGAUGCAGUUUUCGGCUCUUUGUGCCUUUGUGCCAUGGAGCGUCCGGCCGUUGCGCUGGAUGAAAUCGUCCGAGUCUGUCGCCCGGGCGGACAAAUUUUGCUGCUGGAGCCUGGGGUGGCUAACAGAGCCAUCGUCCGAUGGGCGCAGGAGCAGCUAGCAUUGGUUCCGAGCCCCACGCACGAAUGGGAGUUUGGAUAUCGCGAUGACACGGAUGUGAAUGCUUUGAUGCGAAGCCGCACCGACUUGGAGGUGAAGGAGAUCCAGACACGUGGGAUGGGCAACUGGUACUUGGUUUGGGCUCGGAAGCCGCAGCCAGAGUGA
Messenger RNA from Symbiodinium sp. CCMP2592, 834 nucleotides. The record is from the annotation of a GenBank genome assembly. NCBI's taxonomy places the organism in Eukaryota, Dinophyceae, Suessiales, Symbiodiniaceae.